CGCAGCCGGGAGCUGGGAAGUUGCUGCCGCGCUCUCUACACCGUGUUGUGGGCGCCGUCCUAGCGGUGGGGAGCGCAUCGCAGAAGGGACAUGAGAUCGGAGAAAUCCCUUACGCUGGCGGCGCCGGGGGAGGUACGGGAGGCGGAGGGUGAGCAACAGGAUGCGGGAGACUUCCCAGAGGCGGCCGGGGGCGGCGGCUGCUGUAGUAGCGAGCGCCUGGUGAUCAAUAUCUCCGGGCUGCGCUUUGAGACGCAAUUGCGCACCCUGUCGCUAUUUCCUGACACACUGCUGGGGGACCCUGGCCGCCGUGUCCGCUUCUUCGACCCUCUGAGGAACGAAUACUUCUUUGACCGAAACCGGCCCAGCUUUGAUGCCAUCCUUUACUACUACCAGUCAGGGGGCCGACUGCGGAGGCCUGUCAACGUGCCUCUGGAUAUCUUCUUGGAGGAGAUUCGAUUCUACCAACUGGGAGAUGAGGCUCUGGCGGCCUUCCGGGAGGACGAGGGCUGCUUGCCCGAAGGUGGAGAGGAUGAGAAACCGCUGCCUUCUCAGCCCUUCCAGCGCCAGGUCUGGCUUCUCUUCGAGUAUCCGGAGAGCUCUGGGCCCGCCAGGGGCAUCGCCAUCGUCUCAGUGUUGGUCAUUCUGAUCUCCAUUGUCAUCUUCUGCCUGGAGACCUUGCCCCAGUUCCGUGCAGAAGGUCGAGGUGGAAGCAAUAGUGGUGGUGUGAGCCGAGCUUCUCCAAUUUCCAGGGGGAGCCACGAGGAAGAAGAAGAUGAAGAUGAUACCUAUAAGUUUAAUCCUGACAUCACCUCCGGGGGCCUGGUGACAGGGGGCCCAUCUUCACUAAGUACUCUUGGGGACUCCUUCUUUACGGACCCCUUCUUUCUGGUGGAGACCCUGUGUAUUGUUUGGUUCACGUUUGAGCUGCUCGUGCGUUUCUCUGCCUGCCCCAGCAAACCAGCUUUCUUUAGAAAUAUCAUGAACAUCAUUGACUUGGUGGCCAUCUUCCCUUACUUCAUCACCCUGGGAACUGAGUUGGUACAACAGCAGGAACAACAGCAGGUGAGUGGAGGGGGUGGCCAGAAUGGGCAGCAGGCCAUGUCUCUGGCCAUCCUCAGAGUGAUCCGCCUGGUCCGGGUAUUCCGUAUCUUCAAGCUCUCCCGCCACUCGAAAGGACUCCAGAUCCUGGGCAAGACAUUGCAGGCUUCCAUGCGGGAGCUGGGGCUGCUCAUCUUCUUCCUCUUCAUCGGAGUCAUCCUCUUCUCCAGCGCUGUCUAUUUCGCAGAGGCUGAUGACGACGAUUCUCUUUUUCCCAGUAUCCCGGAGGCCUUCUGGUGGGCAGUGGUUACAAUGACCACUGUAGGUUAUGGGGACAUGUACCCCAUGACAGUAGGGGGCAAGAUCGUAGGGUCACUGUGCGCCAUUGCUGGGGUCCUCACCAUUGCCCUGCCUGUGCCGGUCAUCGUCUCCAACUUCAACUACUUCUACCACCGGGAGACAGAGCAAGAGGAGCAAGGCCAGUACACCCAUGUCACCUGUGGACAGCCUGCACCAGACCUGAAGGCAGCUGACAAUGGGCUUGGCAAACCUGAGUUCUCUGAGGCUAACCGGGAGCGAAGACCCAGUUACCUCCCCACUCCACAUCGGGUGUAUGCAGAGAAAAGAAUGCUCACCGAAGUUUGACUGAUGUAGGCAGGGCCUGUACCAGAAGGGUGGCCCUGAACAAACCAUCUCUUAGGCUUCCUUCUCAUUCUU
Chrysochloris asiatica (Cape golden mole) is the source of this 1755-nucleotide messenger RNA. It is a transcript of the gene KCNA6, whose product is annotated as potassium voltage-gated channel, shaker-related subfamily, member 6. Bases 91 to 1683 code for a protein of 530 amino acids. The record is from RefSeq and is a predicted model, not a curated record. Lineage: Eukaryota; Metazoa; Chordata; Mammalia; Afrosoricida; Chrysochloridae. Gene Ontology annotation, cellular component: voltage-gated potassium channel complex; membrane. The transcript has a single exon. Gene Ontology annotation, biological process: potassium ion transmembrane transport; protein homooligomerization. Gene Ontology annotation, molecular function: protein binding; delayed rectifier potassium channel activity.